AUGGCGUUAUUUAUAUAUCUGACACAAACACCUCUGUUUGACACACAACCCGCGGGCAUGACACCGGCGAGACAAAUACACAAGACUGUCGCGAAGACAAUUUGCAACACGAAGGGGAAAAACCGGGAAACGGCCAGCAGAGCCUCUUCGAAAUCAUUCGACUCUUUUUUUAAUUUGCAUCCCCCCCAUCUCGCACUUCCCUGUUUUUCUCUCUUCCCGCACAAUAAACUUGAUUACUGGGAAAUCGACCAUCAAACGUUGUGAGCAAGUAACUUUUCCUCCUGUUCUUCUUUCCCCCUUUUCUAUCUCCAUUCUCGUUUUGCCCCUUUGCAUACACAUCCAAUACACACAUAGAUGCAUACCUGGCAGACCCGCGUCCUACACCUCCCAAGCAGGAAGGAUACGUGUGAUCACACCCUUCAAGCAAAACAAGCUCUGCCGAACCGCCUUGGCGACAAAGGAAAAGGAAAAAAGAUGUGGCACCUCGAGCCUAACGAUUGCCAAUCAACAAUCUAACGCGCCUCGCUCGGCCGGCCGUUCGCCCCCUGACCGUACA
Periconia digitata is the source of this 556-nucleotide messenger RNA. The record is from the annotation of a GenBank genome assembly. NCBI's taxonomy places the organism in Eukaryota, Fungi, Ascomycota, Dothideomycetes, Pleosporales, Periconiaceae.